UAUCUUUACGUCACGUCAUUUUCGGUAGGCUAUGGAGUAAUAGCGGCUGAUUUUGUUUUUCUAGUUAAAUUAAAAAGUACUGAUUUAUACUUAGUUAAGCGUAGACAGUUUAGUGAAUUUUAUUUUAAUAAUAAAGUUAUAAUGUCUUAUUCAAACAAAUAUACUUUUGCGGCCCUUCCGAGGACGCAGCGAGGUACGCCGCUGGUUCUAGGAGGUGAUCCGAAAGGAAAGAAUUUCCUAUACACCAAUGGCAAUUCAGUUAUCAUACGGGAUAUCGAAAAUCCGGCCAUCUCAGACGUGUAUACGGAACAUUCGUGCCAAGUUAAUGUCGCUAAAUAUUCACCAAGCGGCUUCUACAUUGCUUCCGGAGAUGCUUCCGGCAAGGUCCGUAUUUGGGACACUGUGAACAAGGAGCAUAUCCUCAAGAACGAGUUCCAGCCAAUCGGCGGACCUAUCAAGGAUAUCGCCUGGAGCGCUGACAGUCAACGUAUGGUUGUAGUCGGGGAAGGACGUGAGAAAUUCGGCCAUGUGUUUAUGGCGGAGACUGGUACGUCUGUUGGCGAGAUAAGUGGUCAGUCGAAGCCGAUCAAUUCGGUGGACUUCAGACCGGCUCGUCCUUUCCGCAUCGUGACCGCUUCCGAGGAUAAUACUGUCGCUGUGUUUGAAGGACCUCCCUUCAAAUUCAAGUGCACUAAACAGGAGCACACUCGUUUCGCGCAGGCGGUGCGCUACAGCCCCGACGGCGCGCUGUUCGCCUCCGCAGGCUUCGACGGCAAGAUAUAUCUCUAUGAUGGAGCUACUUCUGAACUUAAAGGAGAGAUCGGUUCUCACAAGGGCGGUGUGUACGGUAUCUCGUGGUCUGCGGACGGCGCGCGCCUGCUGUCCUGCUCCGGCGACAAGACGUGCGCGGUGUGGGAUGUCAACACUAUGCAGAGAACCAUCACCUUCAAUAUGGGGAAUGCUGUUGAAAAUCAACAGGUAUCCUGCCUAUGGCAAGGAAAUCACUUAAUCUCAGUAUCCCUCUCCGGAGUGAUCAAUUACUUAGACAUGGAGAACCCGGACAAGCCUCUCCGAGUGCUGAUGGGACACAACAAGCCCAUCACCUGCCUCGCGCUGGAGCCUGCCACUAAGACUGUCUACACCGCUAGCCAUGAUGGGUGUGUUACUUCUUGGAAUACUUCUACCGGCGAGGGUCGGCACAUCGGCGGGCCGGGGCACGGCAACCAGGUGAACGGCAUGAGCGUGGGCAAGGCGGGCGCGCUGCUCACCUGCGGCAUCGACGACUGUCUGCGCACCGCGCUGCCGCUCAGCGACGGUGAAGCCCCCACGUACAGCGAGAGCGCGGUGCCGCUGGGCUCGCAGCCUCGCGCCAUGGACCACGUCAUCGAGGACGACCUCACAGUCGUCGCCACUGUCAAAGAGUUAAUAGUAUUGAUGGGCAACAACAAGCAGUCGACAUUGCCGGUCAGCUACGAACCCACUUGCGUCGCCAUCGACCCCAAGUUGAAGCACAUCGCUGUCGGAGGUGGUAAUAGUAAAGUGCACAUUUACUCGUUGGACAAGCGCGCGCUGCUGCCGCGCUCCGAGCUGACGCACCUCGGGCCCGUCACCGCCGUCAGCUACAGCCCAGACUCCAAAUACCUCGUUGCAGCUGACGCUAACAGAAAACUCAUAUUAUACGACGUUGAAGGAUAUACCUUGGCACACAACAAGGAGUGGGGCUUCCACACGGCGCGUGUCAACUGCGUGGCGUGGUCGGCCGACAGCCGCCGCGUGGCCUCCGGCUCGCUCGACACUAGCGUCAUCGUGUGGAGUGUGGACACGCCCGCCAAGCACACACUCAUCAAAAAUGCCCAUCCUCAAAGUCAGAUCACUGGCUUGGCCUGGCUAGAUGACGAGUCGCUGGUCUCCGUGGGACAGGACGGUAACACGCGAGUCUGGAAUGUGCCUAAGGCUUAGACCUGGCAAAGGUUAGGCCUAGGCCAGGCAGAAGCAAGAUCUAGAACUGGCAAAGGCGGGACCUACGUCUGGCAAAGGCGGGACCUACGUCUGGCAAAGGCCAGACCUGUGUCUGGCAAAGGCCAGGCCUAUGUCUGGCAAAUGCGAGACCUAUGUCUGGCAAAUGCGAGACCUAUGUCUGGCAAAGGCGAGACCUAUGUCUGGCAAAGGCGAGACCUAUGUCUGGCAAGGGCCAGAUCUAUGUCUGGCAAGGGCCAGAUCUAUGUCUGGCAAAGGCGAGACCUAUGGCUGGCUUAAGGCAAGGCCGACACUUUGCUGGGAACAUUUGCUGUCAAAAUACCUUUCUAAAAGGUUUUAACAUCUCAUAAAGUUAUAUUAAGUCAGUCAUAUAUGUUUUUAAAAUUACUAUAACAAUGCAAUUUUUUAUUUAAAAUGGAAUUUUACGUUAACGUGCAAUAGUUUGCACUGAUCUGUCAACUAGCUGUCAAACUUUUUGACAUGAAAUGGUGCGUGUUGACAAUUGACAGUUGUCAAUGUUCCCAGUACGUAAAUUAUUAAUAAAUAUAAUGUAACUCAGAGAAUUUUAUUAGCUACUAUUAAGAUACUAACAUAUUUAUUUUUUUCGCUUAAUUUAAGCCGUAAAGUGUUUGAUGCUCAGUUUGUUAGUUAACAGUGUUGCUAACAAUUAACUAAAAAUUGCAUUUUUUAUAUUUUUAAUAAACUUAAUUUAAUUUUUUUUAUACUUUAGACCGACUUGAGUUGUCUGCUAUUUAUUGAUGCAAAGAUUUUUUGUUUAUUUGAUGCUUUGAAAUAAAAAUUAGGUUUUUGUACUGAAGUUUCUCAAGUUGGUCGAUUUAUUGUUUUUUAUUGAUUAAUUUUCUAUAUUCAAUGAGAUUUAACUUCAAUUAAUUCGAGAUUGCUUAUAAUUGGGUUGCCAGUGUCUUUAAUUUUUUUUAUAAUGUGAAACUGGUAACCCUGGUGUUUUUUUUAAAUUGCUACAUUUUGCUCGUAUUAAAAUGCAGUUCCUAAUAUUAUUUGUCUUGUAGCAUUGUUUUAGAAUGUAACUUUUUUAUACCUGGCAAUGUUGGAAAGAUCUUUGUCCAAUUUUCUCACUAAAAUAGUUAUUUUUCGUCUGUUCAAGUAUUCGAGAACAAAUUUUAGAUAUGUUCUAAAACAGUAUUUUUGUACUAUCAUAUGUGAUGAUUUUUUUUUGUCGUUUUUUU
Molecule: messenger RNA, 3182 nt
Organism: Papilio polytes (common Mormon)
Lineage: Eukaryota; Metazoa; Arthropoda; Insecta; Lepidoptera; Papilionidae
Gene: flr
Product: actin-interacting protein 1
Exons: 13
Coding region: 142-1959 (605 amino acids)
Biological process (GO): sarcomere organization; positive regulation of actin filament depolymerization; locomotion
Cellular component (GO): cortical actin cytoskeleton
Molecular function (GO): actin filament binding
Source: RefSeq, a predicted model, not a curated record